AUUGCGCAAUGGGAACAAUAGAACUCGAGAUUUGCAACAGCAAAUAUCUGCGACAAUAUUGGCAAACACAUUCCCUCCAUCGACACGGCGAUGCAGAAAGUUAUCACUGUUGCGGUCUUUUUGAAAUAUUUAACCAAAAAAUCUUACUGUGCAGUAACAAUCUUAUUACUGUUUAUUAUUUACUACGGGAUCAAUAUAAAUAAUAUUAGAAGCGAGUAUCGGCUUAAUAUUAUAGACGAAGAGGAGAUUAUUACAACUACAGAGGCAACACAAAAAGAACCUGACGAAUUUAUUGAUAUCCGUUACAUUUUGUUAUGGAGUGAUCCCAAACACAGUCCGUUUAAUUAUCUAGGCGAGGGGCGAGCAACGUUUAGCGAAAGGAAUUGUUCGUGGACGAAUUGUUACGUAACCAGCGAUAGGAAUUACUUGGGAGACUACACUGAGUUUGAAGUUGUGGCCUUCAAUGGCCCCGACCUUCAGGACCUGCGCAGUAGGAACAACUUGCCCAAACGACGCUCGCCGCGCCAGAAAUACGUAUACGCAAAUAUUGAAUCAGCGGCUACCUACCCCAUUUGUUCGAAAUCGUGGGAUUCUUAUUUCAAUUGGACUUGGACCUAUCGCUUGGAUUCAGAUCUCGUCUGGAAAUAUUUCGUUAUUAGGAACUCAAGCGGUCGUGUGAUUGGCCCGAGUGAAUCCAUUAAGUGGGUGCGAGAAGACGACAUGGGGGACAUCAGCGAGUCACUAAAAGAGAAGUUGAAAAGUAAAACAAAAGCAGCUGCAUGGUUCGUCUCCAACUGCGACACCCAAAGCCUCAGAGAGGAUGUCGUGAAGCAGAUCCAGGACUAUAUGCGUGCAUUUAAUUUAGCCGUCGAUAUAUUUGGAGAAUGUGGUAAAUUGUCGUGCCCAAAGUCAGCCAUGAUAGAAUGCUUAAAAAUUCUAGAAAAAGAUUAUUACUUUUACUUCGCAUUUGAAAAUUCAUUGAGUGACGAUUACGUCACUGAAAAAGUUUUACACGCUCUUAAUCACGACACAGUUCCUGUAGUGUACGGAGGAGCAAACUAUAGAAAGUUAGUAAAUUUUAUAUUUAUUUAAACAGUUUGGAUAUUUAGAAUAAAGAUUUAAAAAAAAUAUGGUUAGUUUUUCAAUGAUGAUUGAUUACAUUUCUAGGGUCCUUUUGCUGGAUUAAAUUGUAAUUUUUUCCUUAUAUGUAUUAUUAAUCCCGUGAUCACACUCACUAUGAAUGGCGUUUAAUGCAGAUAUUUUCGUAGAUACCUCCCACCGGGAUCGUACUUGGACGCUAGGGAGCUGGGCCCUCGAAUGCUAGCAGAAGCCAUGCGCAAUAUCAUCCUCAGCCCAGAAGCUUACCACAAUUUCUUCCGUUGGAAGAAUUGGUACCGCUUUGAGCCGAGCCACGCGAGGCCCACCACCGACGUGUACUGUGAGCUGUGCGCCGCUAUCAACGGCGCCGGCUUCCGGGAGUCCAGCGUGUACCCACACUUCGACCAGUGGUGGACGCCCCACACCUCGUGCAAAAACGAGUUUGUUGUCAAAAUACAUUAAAAUAAACCUUCAGAUCUAACACUACUCUUCAUUUAAUCAUUUCCAAUUCUGGUAAACAAUAGUUUUAACACAAGUCUGAUAUAUAUAAAAUAGUAUAAAACGUAAAAUAUCAGUCAUUUGCCUCAAAUAUCGAUAUCAAUAUUUAUUUAUUUUUAUUUAUUUAUUUAUUACUCUUUAACAAAUAAUUGUACAGGAAACUUAAAAAUAUAUAUAUUAGUAACAAGUAAAAAAGAAAGAGUACAAUUUGUUGGGCGGCCUUAUCACUCAGAAGUGAUGUGUGUUUAAUAAUUUAAUGUUCCAAUCUAACAAAAUAAUUAACAAACUUAACCUAACAAUAUUUAUUCCCUAUAUAUUAUAUUUAUACUAAUAGUUCUAACUAGACAAAACACUUUCUAAGAAGAAACGGGAUAGCGUAUAAGAGCAAAAUAGAUUCGACCAAAACCCACGGCGCUAACGUUCACGUCAGUCUUAUUGAAUUAAC
Zerene cesonia (dogface butterfly) is the source of this 2041-nucleotide messenger RNA. Its product is annotated as alpha-(1,3)-fucosyltransferase C-like. Gene Ontology annotation, cellular component: membrane. The record is from RefSeq and is a predicted model, not a curated record. NCBI's taxonomy places the organism in Eukaryota, Metazoa, Arthropoda, Insecta, Lepidoptera, Pieridae. Bases 91 to 1092 code for a protein of 333 amino acids. Gene Ontology annotation, molecular function: alpha-(1->3)-fucosyltransferase activity. The transcript has a single exon.